Anisakis simplex (herring worm) is the source of this 1974-nucleotide messenger RNA. The record is from the annotation of a GenBank genome assembly. Lineage: Eukaryota; Metazoa; Nematoda; Chromadorea; Rhabditida; Anisakidae.
AUGUUUCUACUAGGAUCAGGAUCAGUUGCCUGCCGACAUUUGAAAAUGUUCGUCAAAAUGUCGAUAUCGUUAUGCGCGUUCCUUCUACUUUCCUUUACUCCGUCAACACUGAACGCCUAUUCGAUGCGUAACGGUUACGCAAGACCAGCAGAUUUGGAGGGUUCUAGGUCAGGUGCCGCAUUCGGUGGUUCAGAAAGCACUUAUGGCUAUGGUGGAGCCAGUUAUACGAGACCAGCGUCUGUCAGUGCCGGUGGAGCAUACCAGCCAAGCGGAGCUUAUGAGCAAACUGGUGCCACUGGUGCUGGCGCAUACCCAUCCACUUAUGGUAAUGGUUAUACUGAUGUAACUGGAUUGGGCAAGAAGAAGCCGGCCGGCUUUGGUGCUCAAACAGGUGGUGUCGGAUUCGGUAGCGCAUAUACGCCUUCGUCUCGUUACCCAGAUGCAGGCACUUACGGUACAGGUGCUGGAACUGCAGGCUUAGGCUAUACAAGACCAGCUGGUGCUUCACAACCGAGCACUGCAGGUCAGGGCAUGCCGUCGAUAUCCACAGAUGAGCGUAUGACCCUUUCAAGUGGUGCUCAGUACCCCAGUUAUACCUCAGAGUCCUUCGGCAGCGGUGCUGGAACAGCAACUGCACCAUUUGGUGGUCAAGUUGGUCAGGUCAGUCACGCUGGUGAUAGUGAUGGGGUUGGCGGAUGCCCUGAACAAGAUCGUGCAUCGUCCGGUGGGUGUUCUUCAACAGGAGGCGGUAUACAAGUGCAUAUACCUGGUCGACCAGCGGAUGGUGCCUAUGACGGUGGCAGAAGAGAUUUGUUGGCAACACUGGCGCCUUUCGACGGUGGUUAUGAUGCAGUUCGAGCUCAUACAACGGUGCAACCACUGGACACAGGAUGUACUGGUGGUGAUGGUGGUGGCCAGGGAGCUGCAUCGCUGCAGCCUUCCGUAGGCGGAUGUCCAUCCACGGGAGCAGGUGCAAAACAUUUUGUUGGUGAUGGAGUGUCAACCGGUCGUUUUGGCGGCGGAGCUGCACCAUCGACGUAUGGCGAAAGUGGAUAUGACGGUGGAUCUCACAUAACAACCGCUCAUGGCACAGGAUGUACGAGCAAUGGCGGCGCAGUAACUGCUGCAGGUACAGGUGGAGCUGAGGCAACGGCUGGCCCAGCUAUCGGCUGUGAUCAACAGCCUUCUGCUGGUUCGCGGUCACGACCCACCAGUGGUAUGCCAAGAGCACCAGUUAGCAGUUUCUCAAGAACAUCUGAUUUAGGAAGUCGACCGGCAGGAGGACCAGCAAUUUCAAGCACUUUCUCGGAUUAUGGUACAGGUGGGUACACACAGCAUCGUACCGAUGAACCGUAUCGUCAUGAUGGUUCAUUCGCAAGAACCUCUGACGGUGUUUCUGUUUAUCCGUCACCGAGUGCCGAUUACGCGCGUAAUUACGGUACUGGUGCCGGAGCUUAUGGUACUGGUGCGAACGGGAAUGGUUAUUACGAUUCUGCGGCAAAAGUGAAAGAUGAUCGAUACGGUGCACAGGUUGAUGGUCAUGUGGCACCUUCAGUAGCGCCCUCGUACACAAGACCAGCUGAGGGCUUCGGAACUGGUUACACGGAUAGAACUGCUGGUUGGCAAGCCAAGGAUGCCUAUCAGCCAGUAAAGGAUGCCUAUCAGCCACAGGCAGCAUCUUACUCUCGACCAAGCGGAUUAACAGCAGUACCAACGGCGUCAACGGGUGAUUACGGUCGUGCCACUUACGAUGCUGGUCGUUCUGGAUAUGGUUAUGAGGCAAGCACNCUCAAAACGUUUUCAGGACACCCUGAGUCGACUCCUGCCUCAAUUUAUCAAAUUUUUAAGGCAGUCACAAUAUGUACAUCAAUGGUCGUUGCACUGUUUCAGACGAAUGUGAAGUAUUUUUUCGAAUUUCAGGGCACUGGUUACGCAACAGGUUAUUCGUCCUCCUAUGCCAGAUCAAAGAAGUGA